CGCACGCGGGUUGGAGAGGAGGAAAUCGCGUGGCUGCUGUAUGACUCCGGAGUACUCAAGGUCAGGCCGCCGACUGCGGAGAGAUUCAUGGUCCGGAUGAGGCCUGGCGAUGAUCCUGCGGCAAGAGCCGCCGCAGAGUACCGUGUGCGCCUCGGCAGAGCUGCAUCGUUGCCGAGCACGAGUGCACCGCCACCGCCUCUACCGGCCGCUGCCGCCGCUCCGGCGACGACGGCCGCCAUUCGCGCCGGGCCUGCAGCCCCUCCGGCCUCGUCCCCGCUGGCACCAGAGAGCAAAGCCCGCAGCAGUGGAUACUACUACGCUGCGGUGCCGAAAGGCGAGUGCGUCCUGCCGGUUGCGGCUCCGGUGCCCAUCUCUGGGCGAGGGCACGCGGGCAGCGCUGCAGCUGGCGCGAUCCAGCGGGACCUGGAGGUGAGGGGCGCGGAGAACUCCUACUACUACGCUCACGCUCGAGCCAAGGACUACCAUGUGCCGACCGUGCCACAACGCAUCGCGCCGGACGGUUCACUCACGCCGUGGGAGAAAGAACCAUGAUAGCAUGCCUCGUCGCUCGAGUACACUCGACAGUGCGCGCGGCGUCCCCCCGUCUGACGUCAUUUAUGUGUUUUUUUCU
Emiliania huxleyi CCMP1516 is the source of this 631-nucleotide messenger RNA. RefSeq lists its product as hypothetical. The coding region runs from base 88 to 552 and encodes 154 amino acids. The record is from RefSeq and is a predicted model, not a curated record. The transcript has a single exon. Lineage: Eukaryota; Haptophyta; Isochrysidales; Noelaerhabdaceae.